This is a messenger RNA of Ilyonectria robusta, 1336 nucleotides long. RefSeq lists its product as uncharacterized. The coding region runs from base 94 to 1263 and encodes 389 amino acids. NCBI's taxonomy places the organism in Eukaryota, Fungi, Ascomycota, Sordariomycetes, Hypocreales, Nectriaceae. The transcript has a single exon. The record is from RefSeq and is a predicted model, not a curated record.
AAGAGAAGAAGCACCACAAUCUGAACUCACUUCGAAUUCUGGCCUUGCGAUUCUCUAUAUAACCAAUACUCGAUUUUUAUUCUGCCGUAAACGAUGGCUUCGUCGUCAACUCAGAUCGUCAGGCUGGAGCGGCCGUCAUUGCAUUCACAUUCCCUCUUGACAUCUUUUCCAGCUCUUCCUUAUCCUCCCGAGACUUGGGUCUGCAAGGAGGUUCAAGAUGUCGAUGACUUUUUUGCACGGAAUGGCUUUGACAACCACGCGAAAGAAGCCUGUCACGUAUUUGCCCAGGCGACUUAUCCAGACAUAGAGAUAACACCGGUGAGGCCACAGGGAUAUUGUUCAUACACCCUGGCCAUCUCGACGACUCAUUUGCUACAAUUCCGCUCCGACACGUAUCAGCUAGACCUCAAAGUCUGCGAAGAGGCAAGAAUGGUCUUCGGCAGCCUGGUACCUCGCGUCCAAUUCAUUGGCUACGUUCCAGACUGUCACACAGUAGAUGGCGAGCGAAGACUGCAUGUGUAUAUCCAGGAAAGAAUCCCCGGGGUGACGCUGAAAGAGUUCCACAAGAUGGAGAUGUUGAAUGAUGAGAGGCAGGGGCAAUGUCGAAGACACCUUGUUGGGGAUUUGGCUGAGAUGUUCGCCAUCGGCCUCCAUCAUGGACGCCCCGGAACUCACACAAGUGAAGAUGAAACCUUCAAGAAGGGCCACAUUGGAAGUUCGCUGCGGUGGCGUCUUAACCUCCUUAAAACCCUCUCCGAAAGCUUCCUCUUGGACACAGUAAGCGACGUCGCCUCUAGGAUCGACCAUAUAGAGGGUUUGCCCUGGUGCUUAACCCACGGCGAUCUCGUCCCUGCCAACAUCAUGGUCGAUCCCUCUACCGGGCGUUUAACAGGCUUAAUUGACUGGGCUGAAGGGGAAUGGCUGCCAUUUGGCGUUGGGUUGUAUGGCCUGGACGAAGUCCUCGGCUCUGAAGAUGCACAAACUGGAUUCCGGUUCUUUGAAGAACACGAACAAUUGAGGACGGUGUUCUGGAACAAGCUUCUUGAACUGACCGCAACAAGAGACGCGGAAUCGCCGUCGUGGGUUCAAGAUGCUGGGCUUGCACAAAAGCUGGGAAUUCUACUCUGGCGCGGCAUCGCCUUCGAGGAUGGACGGAUCGACCGAGUUGUCGAGACAGGCAGAGACGAUCUCGAACUACAGAAGUUGAGGUUGUUUCUUGAGGCAUCAAGCCAAUCAAGAGUAAUGAUAGACGAUCAGAAUUAGCAUAUCAAACCUCUUAUACCGUAUCGACUCAGUAAAUUAGCCCUGAAUCCUUCUCCCACUUAUUGCCUUCGGG